Lindgomyces ingoldianus is the source of this 1857-nucleotide messenger RNA. RefSeq names its product alpha/beta-hydrolase. The record is from RefSeq and is a predicted model, not a curated record. Lineage: Eukaryota; Fungi; Ascomycota; Dothideomycetes; Pleosporales; Lindgomycetaceae. Bases 217 to 1857 code for a protein of 546 amino acids. The transcript has a single exon.
GAUGAUCCAGGGAUUUAGCACUCGAGUGGAUAUGUCUUAGCCUACGCAGUGGAUAUGCAAUGCGUGGAUAUGCUAUCAUUGGGCUCUCUCUAAGGCCCUCCAUGCUGUUAUUAAUUUCUUUCCUCCCCUGCUAUCAACACAUAAUAAAAUCACCAAGGUUCCCUUCCACUGAACCUCCUCUCACAGCAACAACACUCACAUUACCCCACGUGCAAAAUGCUCAUUUCACCUGCUGUUUUCACCCUAGUCGUGGGAUCUGCGGCGGCAAGUUCUUUCCUUCCGGCCAUCAACACCACUCAAGGCUCUCUUCGUGGCUCUAUCUCCCCGUUCCGCUCGGGUGUUACUGUCUACAAGGGUAUCCCUUUCGCAGCACCGCCAACAGGAAGCCUCCGCUGGAAAGCUCCCGAAGCAGCAUCUUCGUGGGAGGGUGUGCUCAAUGCAACAGAAUUCGGACCGCAAUGUGCGCAGAACACCUCAUCGGCGGGCAUAUUUUCGUCGGGAAAGACAACCUACAGCGAGGACUGCCUCACCCUCAAUAUAUGGACGCCGGCUUACAACGAUACUUCGGAUUUGACGUCUAAGAAACUUCCCGUCUUUGUCUGGGUCUUCGGCGGGCGUUUCGAAGGCGGAUCAGCUGAUGUCAAAACAUACGACGGCUCUGGGUUGGCUAUUAAGGAUAUCAUUGUCGUAACGUUGAAUUAUAGACUUGGCGCCUUUGGUUUCCUUGCUCAUCCAGAUCUCUCCACCGAGUCCGGACACAACAGCUCGGGCAACUACGGCAUCCUAGACCAGCAAUUCGCCCUCCGCUGGGUUCAAGAUAACAUCGCCAACUUCGGUGGAAAUCCUGACCAAGUCGUUAUUGGUGGGCAAUCAGCAGGAUCCGCUAGUGCUUUGGAUGUAAUGUAUAGCGGGUUGACAGAAGGCCUUGUACACGGUGUCAUCGCAGAAUCGGGAGCUCGUGCACCCCAUGAUCCCAUGACCGGCGGCCUGGCCACUAGCUACCGUAACAAGACGACUGCGGAGGCUCAGGGCGUGGCGUUUCUGCAAACACUUAAUGUGUCCUCUAUCGCCCAGGCUCGCAAUGUUUCAGAAGUCACGCUCCUUAGCAGCGGUAUGAGCAGUGACACUACCUUUGACGGUACUAACUUUGCCGCCCUCUCCUCGGCGUUCAUGGACCCGCCUCUUUGGCGCCCAGUCGUCGAUGGAUACGUGCUACCGCACAAAUACGGCGAAUCUCUUUGGGAAGACGCACACCUCGACGUGCCCAUCCUGACGGGCAACAAUAAAGAUGAGUCCGGGGCGUCCCCUUCCACAAGAUUUAACGUAUCUGCGUACAAUUCCAGUUUCAGUACUGUGUUCCAAGACUACAGCAGCAAAUUCCUGGCCCUGUAUCCCCCCAGCAACGACACCACCGCAGGCGAACAGGCCAACACCUUCUUCCGCGACCUUUCCCGCAUUUCGACAUGGAAGUGGGCUAGUGAUUGGGCUGCCGGCGGAGCGAAGAGCAAAGUGUACACGUACUUCUGGACCCACGCACCAGCGGAAAACAGCGCCGCUGGAGCGUAUCAUGGGAGCGAGUUAUGGUACACCUUCAACAAUAUUCCAUAUGCCUCGUAUGAUAAUGCUACAUGGACCACCGAGGAUUACCAAAUUGCAGAGACUAUGUCGGGAUACUGGGCCAACUUCAUCCGUACCGGAAACCCAAAUGGUGGAAAUUUGACAUACUUUCCGCCGUCGACGAGCGGGGAGGCGCAGACUAUGUGGCUGGGGGAUUCGUGGGGCGCGUCCAAUCUGACUGCGAGUGAUGAAAAGACGGAGUUUAUUGUAGAUUGGUUGAGCCAACUGUACGAGUACUAG